Messenger RNA from Truncatella angustata, 450 nucleotides. RefSeq lists its product as uncharacterized. The transcript has 2 exons. The coding region runs from base 1 to 450 and encodes 149 amino acids. NCBI's taxonomy places the organism in Eukaryota, Fungi, Ascomycota, Sordariomycetes, Amphisphaeriales, Sporocadaceae. The record is from RefSeq and is a predicted model, not a curated record.
AUGCCUCCUAAGAAGCAGACCAAGGCUGGCGAGGACGCCCCUAUCGGCGGUACCACACUUUCAGAACCCGAGACACAGCUCAUCGUUGCCAUCUUUGAGAGCUCCAGCAAGGGCGACUGGGUCAACAACGUCGACUGGCAGAAGGUCACAGAUACCCUGGGCGCUACCAACAUCAAGGCAACCAAGGAGCGCUUCCGAGCCAUGGUUGCCAAGCAUGGGUUUUUCAGGACAGAAAUUUCCGAGGGCAAGGACGCUGAUGCAGCAACCCCCAAGAAGACUGCCAAGGCAAAGACUCCCGGCAGCCGCAAGAAGAAAUCUGAGCCCACUGACGAUGAUAUGGGAGAGACACCUACCAAGAAGGUCAAGACUAGUGUUGAUGCUAAUGCUGAUGCUGAUAUGGCCAGUCUGAAUGGUGAUGGCCUUAGCAUGCUGGAUGGCGGAGAUAUUUGA